Molecule: messenger RNA, 384 nt
Organism: Priapulus caudatus
Lineage: Eukaryota; Metazoa; Priapulida; Priapulimorpha; Priapulimorphida; Priapulidae
Product: protein FAM26E-like
Exons: 3
Coding region: 1-384 (127 amino acids)
Molecular function (GO): monoatomic cation channel activity
Source: RefSeq, a predicted model, not a curated record
AUGGUGGGCAUCACGGCCGUGACGAAGCUGGACAGCCUUGUCAAGGGCAACAAGUCUACUUUGAUGAACUCGUCCGUCAUCUUUCUCACGUUCAGCAGCGAAGAAAUCUUCCAGAAGAUCGUCUUCCAGUGUCCGUGCCAGAAACCGCAGAGCACUCUGUACGGCGCGAGCUUCCUGUUUGUACCAGCAUUAGCGCUCUUUAUUGUUGGUAUAUUGGUCAACAACGUCACAUGGCGUUUGUUCACCGGCUGCUGUUAUCGCACUCGGUCGACCCACCAUGGCUGCCGCAAGGGUUCGGUCUACCUGGUUAAGAUCAUCAUGCAGGCGCUGGUGGCUCCGGCAGCCUGGAUUUUUAUAGGCUUCAUCGACGGAAGGAGUGCAUAA